UAAACAGUAGAGAGCUGCCAUUAUUGUUUCAUAAAGAAAUUUGACAAAAGAAAACAUUGUAUAAUGCUACUGUAGUACGUGCUGUUAGUGUGUUUUAGAUCGUUGUUUUAUGAGUGAAAAAAGUGGGCACAUUGCUUGUUGAGUGUCAAGCUUUGCUAGUGUUAUGGAAGAAUGGCUUGAUUUUGAGACAUGUACGAAGUGUUUUAGUUGGUUUACUGCAUUUUGAAUGUGAAGUUAACUACUGUGCCAAGUAAGGAGAACUGUGUGAAGAAUUUUGAAAAAGUGACCUUAGUAUUUACAGAUGCGUCCUAGCGAUUGUAAAAAAAAAAAAAAAAAAAAAAAAACCUGUAAUGUUUCUGAAACUGAAUAUAUAGGGAGCGGCAGUACUGAAUAAAUUGAGCUAAAGGUUGGUAUUGACACUUUAACAUCUGAAGGUGAGAAUGUAAACAUGCCGGUGUGGGUGUGGCUGGAGUUCAGGUAGUCGUGUGAACAGUGGACAGGAAAAAAUGCUCCAGGGGAAGAGACAUGAAACAGUAGUGCCCUUUGGAACAGCCAUGACUCAUACUUGAAGGACUAUCUUUCAUAAGAGAAAGUUCAGAGUCCCAUUAAACGAAACCUGAGACAGGCACGAGGACCCAGGACCACCAAAGGACUAAAGUCCUAUGCAAGAUGCAUGAAGUGGCACCAACGCCGGUGGCUUAACCACUGCUGCACCUCCUCAUCUCCAUAUUCUGCUCCUCUUAGUAUCCAAUCUCCUUCAGCCCUCCACCACAUCACACACAGUCUUUCCCCACAACACCCACACAAACACAGGCGCACACAUUCCUCCUUCAUCUCUCUCUCUCUCUCUCUCUCUCUCAUACACACAUACGCGCUCUCCUGCCUGGGGAUUUGAAGAUGUGACUGAGGCUGGUUUGUAAUCAGAUGAAAGACGAGUAUAAUCCCGAAGCUCCCUCCAUCUUUUUCACUGCUGGAGUGGGGAUGCUGAAGGAGAGGACAAGGGCCAGGAUGGGUGACGUGUGAUGGAGAGAUAUGCCGACGGAUUCUGCCUUUAUAAGGACCUGGACUGACGCUGCACCCUUGGGAGUCUGGGAUGACCGCAGAGAUCAUUGAAGAGAGAGUGGACAGGUAAAGACGGGGCAGAGAAGACAUUAAAAAGGAAGCUUCAUCUGUGACCGGGACACGAGCAGAUAUCUGAUGGCAGAGACUGGGCACACAGCGUCAUUCCCACCAGGGGGCCUCAUCCCCUCAGACCCUGUUGUCACAGUUGAGUGCAGUUCAGCAGAGGUGAAGCCUGAAGAUGUACUCCUGAAGAGCUCCAAUGAAGCAUCAUUCUCCCCAAAAGACCUCAAAGACAGCAGCCUGACUGACCAACAUCAAAAUAAACUUGCAUGUUCACUGACAGUACACAGGGAACAUGCCUUGUCCUCUCACAAGGACCUAAAAGAGAACAGUCUGUUAUCAAUACAAAGAAGCCACUCGGACAGCUUGCAGAUUUUCAAAGAGGCCACAGCUUCUCCUCUCUAUUGUGAAACAGGCGCCACUUUUUGCCAGGGACGAGACCAGGAUGUUUGUGCACAGUCGUUUCCUUCUUUAGUGUGUAAGCAGGCCAUGCCGCUUCAGCAGAGCAAUACGUUGACCACGUCCACCCGAGCAGGAAGUAGUGGGUCGGGCAGCCCCACUCAACUAGCCAAACAUGGCUUCAUUCAGAUCUGUGAAGUCAUUCCAGAAUCCACCUGCCCCAAAUUCGAAGAGGCUGUUUGUUGUAACUCACACUUCCACCAUGGAGCCGUCGAAGACACAUUUGCGGCGUAUUGCCACCCGCAGCCCAUUCCUGCCCCAGCGCAGCUGCUUCCACACUUGGUAGGAAUGGAGGAAAACUACAAGGGUCAAGUGUCAGCAAACAACCUGCUUGCUCUUCCUCGGCUUAUCUCAUCCGUCAGUGAGACAGGAUUGGAUGGUAAGCGACUCCUCCGCUGCUGCAAUCUGGACUGCUCUUGGCCUGGUCCGUUGCGUCCAGUUGGCACCCAACAGUGGGUGGAUGAAAAGACCACAAGGGAAGCGGAGACCAUGACCUCACAAAAUGAACUGAGAGAUGUAGGAGUGCAAGUGGGUCAGGACUCUGAGAAACAUCCCCAGCACGUGUUCCCAGAAGUGUGCCUGGCUGAGGAGAAGAGGAAUGUGUGUGGGAAAACGGUGUCAAAGAGUCAAAAGUCUCCUGUGAGGGAGGUGAAAUGGGAUGCAGAGGGCAUGACCUGGGAGGUGUACGGGGCCUCGGUCGACCCUGAGGAACUCGGACAUGCGAUUCAGAAACAUCUAGAGAUACAGAUCAAAGAGACUAAGGGAAUAGCGGCGAAGCUCUCACGCCAGAACACGACAACAUCCCAGCACAGCUCAGGAUCGACCCAGAAGAGAAAAAAGGGGUUACUGGGAUCUCUGCGCCGCCCAGGCUGCUGUUCUCGCACCACUGGUGCAGUGGACUAAAGAACAACCUAACUGAGACCCCAAAUAGAUAUUUUAAAUACUCUUGGGUAUAGAUUUGACAACCAAGUAAAGAAGAGGUUCAAAAUAGGGAAUUUUAGCUACAGUACUAUAGCAACAGUAAUACAUUUCAGAAAAAAAUCAUGUCUUCCUUUAAUUUUUAACACCUCACUUAAUUGCUGUAGUAGAUUGCUAAGUAGAUUAAAAAAAAAAAAAAAAAUCAUAAUUUAGAGAAAGAUUGUGGGUUAUUUUGUUAUAGUUUACUGCUCUUUGGUUUAUGUUUUCCAUCAGUAAAACAUAAUGAUUAUGACUAAGUUCCUGUCUUGCAUUAGUCUAUGUGGAAUCAUGUCCAUUCAAUUAAAAACUUGUAUUGUUUAAGCACUGUGAUGGAGGUAAGAGAAUACAAUAACUGUGGCGCUACCUGCUGGUCAAGGCAUGACAGUAACAUAGAGGGUAUCACAAUUUGUUUACAAUAUGUGUAACUGCUUUUAAAAGUGAAAUACUAUUUACAAUACGCUACUAAUCAAAAGUUUGGGGUCUGUAAGAUGUUUUUAAGUCUCUUUUGCUCACUGUAUUUAUUUUAUUAAAAUACAGUAAAAACAGUAUUGUGAAAUAUUAUUACAAUUUAAAAUAAAUCUUUCAUAUUUUUAUUGUAUUUUAAAAUGUAAUUUAUUCCUGUGAUUCCUCUAGUCCUCAGUGUCACAUGAUCCUGAUUUGGCUCUAAAGAGACAUUUCUUAUUAUAAAUGCUGCCUAAUAUUUUUGUGGAAACCGUAUUUUUUUUUUUUUUUUUUUGUCAGGAUUCUUUGAUGAAUAGAAAGUUCAAAAGAGCAGCAUUUAUUUAAAAAUUCUAUUUCUAAUUCUAUAACUUUCUAUUUUUUUCACAUUGUAAACGUCUUUAUGGUCAGUUUUGAUCAAAUUAAUGAAUCCUUGCUGAAUAAAAAUCUUACUGACCCCAAACAAGAGUGUAUAUUAAUAUUGAAUAAUAAUAGCCAAUUAAUUAUAUAUAUAUAUAUAUAUAUAUAUAUAUUACAAUAUUAGAUGUACAGUAGCAGGUGAGCUAAUUAUUUUAGUCCUUGCUUGUCAGUAGACAUUUCUUAUAUAUAUAUAUAUAUAUAUAUAUUUGCCAAAGCAAAUGAAUUAGAAUUGUAUUCUACUGUAAAAAUAAAAGCA
Molecule: messenger RNA, 3652 nt
Organism: Ctenopharyngodon idella (grass carp)
Lineage: Eukaryota; Metazoa; Chordata; Actinopteri; Cypriniformes; Xenocyprididae
Product: GRIN2-like protein
Exons: 3
Coding region: 1198-2484 (428 amino acids)
Biological process (GO): neuron projection development
Cellular component (GO): plasma membrane
Source: RefSeq, a predicted model, not a curated record